This is a messenger RNA of Phytophthora infestans T30-4, 588 nucleotides long. RefSeq lists its product as uncharacterized. Lineage: Eukaryota; Oomycota; Peronosporomycetes; Peronosporales; Peronosporaceae. The transcript has 3 exons. Bases 1 to 588 code for a protein of 195 amino acids. The record is from RefSeq and is a predicted model, not a curated record.
AUGCUGACGAUUGCCUACUGCCUCUCCACCUUCACGUUUGAUCGAGAGAAGUUUGCCAUAAACCUUCGUGUGUUUCCUGCUGGCUGGUUCGAGCAAAGCGCCAGCGUCGUAGCCGACCCCGUACAGACUGCUGUGAUCUACAAAAGUCUUAAGUCAUUACGCAUCAUGUCAGUUAUGGAUUUCUUUUCUCGCUUAGGAGUCAAUGGCACUCUGUGCUUCAGACUUCGCAGCGUAGUGGAUCUCAUUCAUAAUCCUAAGAAACAGCAGAGCAGUGUGUACCCGUGUGGCAUGAGAACGUCUUCUCUGGCGUGUGCACCUCAUCCUGAGUGUGUGGUGAAGGCAAGACGGUGGGUUAUUGUGGAACAUGGCUCACUAACGCAGUGUCCAUGCUUGACAAUGAUCGAUCCAGAUAUCGCACCAAAGACGUUCGCAGAGUGGCAAAACCCGACGAAUGUAACUGAGAAAGUGGCACAACUGGCUGCAACAGGGGAUCUCCAGACUAUUCAAAUAACGAACCGCUACCUUGCACAGCUACCAGAGGAACUGCGACUCUUACACACACACUCAAGUGUUUCCAGCGUGGGUUAA